CCGCAGCGUGUGUUCAGUUGUGCUCACAGUCUAAUGUGGCUCACUAGAAAUUUGUCUCAGAUACACAGAAGGAAAGAAACAAGCAAAUACAACAGGUCGCUUGGAAAAGCAACAGAUUCUGUCUCUCAGAAUGAGUGACGACACAGACUCCCCUCCUGAGAGGGAAAUGAAGGAUUUUCAAUUUCGUCAGAUGAAGAAAGCAAGAGUUUUUGAGCCCACUGAGGAGUUGCCAAAAGAAAGAUCUAGUCUGCUUACCAUCUCAAACAAAUUUGGUUUAACUUUUGUCGGGCUUGACAGAAGAUUCAAAGUUUACCUAACUCGAGAUAUACUGGCUGCUGAUAAAGCAGAUGGCAACUCCAACGAAAUAGUCAAUGGGAUACCACCAUUGGCGGAGGUUACUGUGGAGCUGACUGUGCACAACUUGGCUCUCAGUUGUGAUGAACUUACUUUGUCAGUAUGUGGCAUGUCUGAGGGGGCAGGUUUGUCCCUCACAUUCUAUGAUGUCCGCACCUUCGUGAACAAGGCGAGACCACAGAAGUUACCUUUUGCAUCACUGCAGCCAGCCGUACCCUCUGGCACUUUAGUGCAGGACCUGAAGUGGAACCCUGCUCAGGCUUCCACUCUGGCUGCCUGUCUGACUGAUGGCAGUAUGUUGGUUUUGGAUGUUACAGACAGUGUCAAGGUGCAGGCUGAGCUACCUGCUUCAAGUGGCAUCACAUGCAUUUGCUGGAGUCCAAAAGGAAAACAAGUUGCUGCAGGAAAAAUGAAUGCUACAGUCAGUCAGUACACACCAGCACUCGAAGAGAAGAAAGUUAUUCCAUGUCCACACUUUUACACUUCCUCCCCUGAUGAACCUGUCAAAGCUCUGGAUGUGCUGUGGCUGAAAACCUAUGUGUUUGCAGUGGUAUAUGCUGCUGCAGAUGGGUCCCUUGAGACCCCUCCUGAGCUAGUGUUGAUAUCCCUCCCAAAAAAGGAUGAGAAGAUGGAGACAAAGCAUCUGAACUUCAGUGACACAGUGUACGGCAGCUGCACUGAGCGACUACACCACUACUUCCUUAGCCACGUAGAGGACUGGGACCUUGUGUUUGCAGCCUCAGCAGCUUCCAUUGAGGUCAGCGUCAUAGCUAGACAAGACGACAAGAUCUGGGAACUUUGGAUCCUGGAAGAUGCGAGUAGGGCUGAGCUCCCAGUGACCGAGACAAAUGAAGACACUCUGCCCCUUGGUUUAGCCAUCGACUUCACCAGCCAGCAGGAGAUCCACAUCUCUGAUGAGAAGACCUUACCCCCAGCACCCACUAUGCUAAUGCUGUCCACGGAGGGAUUACUCUGCCCAUUCGCUCUACUCAACCUCAAUCCUGGGGUUAAGCAACUGGUCUCUCCCCCCAACCCCCUUCCCUUGGAGGGAGAGAGACUGCCCAAGCCAGGUUCUUUGGCCACCCAACCACCCAGAGUUGCUGCCUCCAUCCAAUCUGCCCCAGCAGCAUUCCCUAACCUCGGUCUUACUUCAGUAGCUGCGUCCAUUCCUCCAGCUCCUGCUGCUUCUUCUUCCGCUGCUCCAUUCAGCAUUGUCCCUACAGUUCCUGUCUCGUCGUCAUCAUCAAGCUUCACUUUCUCGGUCCCAUCCACCUGCUCCACCUCAGCCACUCCAGCUUUCUCCCUUGGGGGAACCACACCUUUUGGUUCAGGAUCUUCAGUCUUCUCCUUUGCCUCCAAACCUCCCUCUGACACUCCUUCAGCACUUUCAGCCUUUUCUUUCAGUACCCCUUCCAUCAAACCGUCAGCAGUGGCAGCCCCAGCUCCAGCUCCAACACCACAGAGCCUUGCCACUGCUUCCCCACCUACGGUGAAACUGAAUCUAAGUGAGAGGUUUUCAGCAGUGGAGACCCCAGCACCAGCCCCAGUGCCACAGUCUUUCUCCUUCAAUUCUCCACUGUCUAAAACCGUUGUCUCCAAUUCCAGUACUUUAACCGCCCCUCCGCUCUCAACCACUAAGCCACCAGCUGUAUUAGCUCCAGUACGUCCAGUUCAAACCAGCACGCCACCCACAGUUGUCCAGAAACCUACUCCUGCUGCCCAGGGCGGUGUCCAAACUCCACAGGCAGCUGUUAGUGUGAAGGCCCUGGAGAAGCAGCUACAGCAAAAGAAAGAGUCGGAUCACAUUAUGGCUGGUAUAUUGGAAGAGAUUGCACACUUCCAGAAGGAGAUGGAUGACCUUAAGGCAAGAAGCACACGAGCUGACUUCAAGGUUGGCACCAAUGAGGAGAUGAAGGAGUUGAGGAAAGAGUCAGAAGACCUCCAUAUAUUCACCUUGGAGAUCAAAGAAACUACAGAGUCUCUCCAUGGCGACAUUGGGACUCUCAAGACCACCUUAUUGGAAGGCUUUGCUGGGGCAGAAGAAGCCAUAGCCCAGAGCGAGCUGAGCAAAGACAGGCAUUACAGACAGCUGCUGUACAAAAAACCUCUGGACCCGCGCAGUGAGGAACAGCUCAAGGAGAUUCGCAGACUGUACCAGUAUGUUAUGUUUGCUGUGGAAGAUGUCAAUGAUGUGCUGGAUGUGGAAUGGGAGAAACACCUGGAGAAGAAGAAAAAACUGAAACACAUGGUCGUGCCAGGUCGUGAGGGUCUGUACACUACACUGGCCAAUAACCUGUACAUCAUCAACCAACAAAAGAACAGAUUGGACCAGUUGGUUAAGGAGCUCACUUCACUGCGGCUCUACAACAAGACUACCACGCCAACUAUAAACCGCAAUACUGCUACAGCAACAACUUCUGGUUUGGAAAGCGAGCUUGAGAGUUUAAGGGAUGCACUCCUGAAAGCCAGGCUGGACACUACCCCUCCCAAGACCAAAUCCAAAUCUCCAGUCAAGAUAUCACCGGUGAAACAAUCCCAGCUACGUAACUUCCUCUCAAAGGGGCAGAUGCCUCCUGUCCGCUCAACAGCACCAGCCAACCUGUCUCGCUCAGCCUUCCUUUCACCUAAAUACUAUGAGGACUUGGAUGAUGUGAGCUCCACCUCCUCCCUGUCCCAGUCCCUGGACCCCCACCCGGCUCACUUGGAGCUGGAGGAGGAAGAACUACAACCAGAGCCACUUCCAAUGACUGUCAUACCCCCAGCAUUGUCCAACCCCCGCCACCCCACAGUCGUGAGAACCCCCUCUAUCCAGCCUGGCUUCGGAGCCAUCCAGUCCACCCCUUUAACCAAAAUUCACUCAGUCCAGGGUAUGGGCUUCGGACUCAGCCCUAUUGCCAGCCCUAUUCCAACUAAUAAGAUCAACCUCAGCGGGGCUGAUAGCACUGCUCUUGCCACUAAGACAGUAAAACAUGGAGCCCCACCAACUGAGAGAACCAUACCUGUCACCAUCCCUGCCCAGCAGGCUGCAGCCACUGCUGCUCUACGCAGGCAUAUGGCCAAUCAGAAGACAGCUGUCGUCAGUACUUCCUUGACAGAGUCCACUUUGAAGACUGUUCCUCAGGUGGUCAAUGUUCAGGAGCUCAAGGACAAGGGGCCUCCUGUGCCAGUUUCCAAUAUCCUAAGCUCAUCGGUAUCUGAUCCAGCAGCUCAAGUCUUUGCAACAGUUUCUUCUAACCAGGCUAAACGAAAUCCUACCCAGGGUAUUCAGAAGAUGCCCACUGAAAGUACAACAACCCCACAAUCAAACUUUGUGUUUGGUCAACCGUCCAAAACUGAUGUUUCCGUGGUUCCUGCUAGCUCAGUGGAGCAAAGCAAAGGUUUCUCUUUCGCUUCAGGGUCCACAGGCUUCAGUUUUGCUUCAGUUACUCAGGGAGCUGGAAUGUCUCAAGUGAAGGAUGUGAAUAAAUUUUCCUUUAGUGGAAAUGGAAAGAUGGCGUUUGGCCAAACUGGAGAGGAGGCAUUCUCCAUCAUACCAAAGUCCACCUCCCCUGCUCUAGGCACUGGUUCCCCCACCCUGCCUCCAAACCCACCAGGAGACGCAGCCAAACCCACCGCUGCCGCAACUGCCCUCAGGAUAGAGCCACAGCCCCCUAAGACAAUUGGCGGAGAGACUCUGGGCAGUUUCUCUGGACUACGUGUGGGUCAAGGAGAAGAAGCUAAAGAUUCCUCCACCAAACCUUCUCCUGCCUCAUUUUCCUUUGGGGAAACUGGACUUGGGAUGGGCAAGGGAGCAGCACAAUUUAGCUUUGGUGCAGGUCUCCAAAGGUCUGCAGAAGAUUCAACAGGGGCAGACUUGUCCAAGGGGGCAACGUCAGGCAGUUUGUUCAAGCCUCCUGAAUCGAAUUCCAAGCCGGCCUUCACUGUUCCCCAGACUGGCUCAGCUGCCUCAGCUUUACCUACAUCUUUCAGUAGUCUUCUUGCAGCAUCGCCAGACUCCUCAGAGGAACCUAAAGCUCCCCCAAAACCUUCAGAACCCACACCACCCCCUGAAAAAGAAACUGCUUCUGUACCUGCUGUAGAGAGCACAAGUCCCCCUGUAGUAGCUGAGUCUGCAGGGGAUGCAUCCACCACAGAAAUCACAGCAUCCAAACCAACACCUGCAGCACCAACACCCGCACCUCCUGUGGCCGCCACGCCAGACCCUCUCUCCUCCAUCAACGCACCAACUGAAGCCUCCCCUCCAGCAGCAGUCAGUGCUGCUCCCACGAUGGAAGCCACCACAGACACCACCACCACCACCACGGCUCCUGUGCCCACUUCAGCUGCUGCCACCCCUGCCGUAGAAACUGUCUCCCAGGAAACACCAGCAGCAUUUCAGGUUCCCAGUUCUGACAAACCAGGUUCCAUUUUUACUCAGCCUGCUCCUGCAACAACAGACAGCAGUGCCCUUGGAGUCACACCAGUUAUCAACACAGUUGCCCAAGCAGCCACCACUCCCACCCCUACCAUUGUUAACAGUUCAGCUACUACUGCUAGCACUGUAUUCGGGCAACCUGCUGCACCUCCAGCGUCCUCAGCCCCCUCGGCCCCCGCAGCCCCAGCAAUCACAGGAUUUGGCUCAUCUGGGUUUGGUACAUCCACUGGAACUGGUUUUGGCAAAUCUGUAUUUGGCCAGGUGAGUGGCUUUGGCCAGCCCACCGCCAACACUGGAACGUCCAGUGGCUUUUCUUUUGGCCAGUCAGCAUUUGGAGCAAGUUCUAGUAGUGCGACUACUGGAGGGGGAGGUCUUUUUGGUGCUGCUACUGCUAGCAAUGCCAGUUCCUUCUCCUUUGGCACAAGCAGCGCCAACACAGCCAGCAGCACUGGCUCAGGGCUGUUUGGACAAAGCACAGCCCCAGCAUUUGGCCAGAGCUCUGGAUUUGGGCAAGGGUCUGUGUUUGGUAGUAACACCACCACAUCAUCAUCUACAGGAUUCAGCUUUGGACAGCCCUCAGGUUUUGGUUGCUCUUCUGCCACCCCUGUGUUCGGCCAACAAUCCAGCGGUGGGAGCGUGUUUGGACAGCAGCAGCCAUCGACUGGUGGGAGUCUGUUUGGUUCAAGUUCAGCCAAUACAGCAGGCUCAUCAGCUGCUGGAGGAUUCUUCAGUGGCCUCGGAGGCAAACCAACAGAGGAGGCUGCCAACAAGAACCCAUUUGGCACCGCAGCCUCUACUGGAGGGUUUGGGCAGUCUGCUCAGACAGGUAGCAACAGUCUGUUUGGGAAUAGUGGUGCCAAGACCUUUGGUUUUGGACAGGCAUCCUUUGGUGAGCAGAAACCUAGUGGGACCUUUAGCACUGGAGGAGGGAGUGUCGCAUCCCAGGGCUUUGGCUCCUUCUCUACUCCAACAAAACCAGGAGGAUUUGGCAGUGCUCCUGUGUUUGGGAGUCCCCCUUCUUUCGGUGGUUCCCCAGCAUUUGGUGGUGCAGCAUCGUUUGGCUCCAGCCCCUCAUUCAACAACAACAUAGGUUCCUCAGCUGGUAAGGUGUUUGGAGAGGGAACAGCGGCUGCCAACAUGGGAGGAUUUGGGUUUGCCUCACCUCCCAACGCCCCGUCCUUUGGCGCUCUUGCUAGUCAGAACGCUCCGUCAUUCGGGAGCCUGGCCCAGCAGGGCUCUGGGUUUGGAAAUCAGCCCAGUGGCUUCUCUGGCUUUGGACAACAGCCACAGGCAGGAGGAUUUUCUGGAAACACCUUUGGGUCUGCAAACCAAUCAAGUUCACAAACAUUUGCCAGUUGGAGAAGCUAGUUUUAUUAAUCCUCCAUGAGCUACAGUACUUUCUGCAAUCAAGUCCUUUGUGCCACACAAUGGGAGGAGGGAAAGGGGAAGACUGUGUUGCUUUUGGGUUGAAGGGGUAAAUAAAGUAAACUAGAAAACUUUUGUAUGUUUUAGAAAAAAAUACAAGUUUUCAAGCAGCUUGCAGAGUGCAGUUCAUGCUCUACGUACAUUAUUCAUUGAGGAAGUUCAUGCCGUAUUACAUGGUCUUAAUAUUUUUUUUUACGACACAGGAGAAUCAAGUAUUGACAGAAAACAGAAGACAGGUCAAUGUGAGGUACCUGGAAAAACAGAUUUUCUGUAAUGCUUUUAAAAAUCAUAAAAUAUACAAAAACAUCAUUUUAUGAUCUUUUUCAGAAACUAGUCACAUACAUUGCUACAUGUUGAUGUAGUUUACAGACUUCAGUAUCAUAUUCUUUAUCGUCAUAACAUUCAUACUCCAGAAUGAUGUUGAUUUCUGUCCAGCAUUUUAAAAAUUUACUUUCUGCACUUUGAAACAUCAGUGUACAAAAAGUUAUGAACAUUACACUAUAGUGGCGCUAUGUAGAAUGGUGUUCUCAGCAUUGCUAUAUAAAACACUGUUCAAUGCAGUUCUAUCUAACUGUUCAUACACAAAUUUGCUAAAAAUGUACACCCAUGUAGAAUGUACCAAAAUUUAACAAACCCAACAUCUUGAACUAAGAUUAAAGAAGUUGUGCUUUGAAUUUCAAAAAAAAAAAACAUUAUAUUUUCCAUUUCAAAUAAUUUUUGCAGUAAAUCCCCUCUUGAUGUAUAUUUUUACACAAAAAGGUGGAAAUAAAAUUUCUCAAACAAG
Seriola aureovittata is the source of this 6977-nucleotide messenger RNA. RefSeq names its product nucleoporin 214 (gene nup214). Lineage: Eukaryota; Metazoa; Chordata; Actinopteri; Carangiformes; Carangidae. The transcript is spliced from 36 exons. Gene Ontology annotation, molecular function: structural constituent of nuclear pore; protein binding. Gene Ontology annotation, biological process: protein import into nucleus; RNA export from nucleus. Gene Ontology annotation, cellular component: nuclear pore. Bases 131 to 6136 code for a protein of 2001 amino acids. The record is from RefSeq and is a predicted model, not a curated record.